Macrosteles quadrilineatus (aster leafhopper) is the source of this 3659-nucleotide messenger RNA. RefSeq names its product enhancer of mRNA-decapping protein 4 (gene Ge-1). Bases 179 to 3466 code for a protein of 1095 amino acids. Gene Ontology annotation, molecular function: protein binding. Gene Ontology annotation, biological process: deadenylation-independent decapping of nuclear-transcribed mRNA. The transcript has 7 exons. The record is from RefSeq and is a predicted model, not a curated record. Lineage: Eukaryota; Metazoa; Arthropoda; Insecta; Hemiptera; Cicadellidae. Gene Ontology annotation, cellular component: P-body.
AACCAAACCAAUAACCAAGUUCCAUUUCCCCAAUCCAACCAACCUUUCACUUUCACUUUCAUUUUUUUACAUCUUCAAAUGAAUGUGCCGCUUAUAGUUAAUAAUGGUGUAAUUAGUACUGUAAUUUAAGGACAUUUUAAGUUAUAGUAACAUUCACUCUGAGAUUAAUUAAGGAACCAUGGAUCCCUCAGAGUCAACAUCUGCAAACAGCAAUAAGAUUGUUAAAGGAUAUCAAACAAUAGACUUUUCAAGUGCAGAGAAAGAAGAACCCUUUGAGGUAUACGCAACAGAUGUAGCGGUGAUACCUAGUCAAGGCACUCAUGACACGGGUAGCUCCAAAGUCAAACUGCACAAUAUGGUGGAUUACACCUGGGAGGAAAGGUUCUACACUGGUCAACUACUAGCAGUUCACAUGAGUGGAGUCUAUAUAGCCUAUGGCUUGAAAGCUGCAAGACAAAGGGCUGACUCUGUGAGAGUGGCUAACCGAAAUACUGAUCUCAGAACUCUUAUUAAAGGGUUUUCCGGUGCUGUACAAGAUAUAUCCUUCUCUCAUAUUCCUGAUGAAGUAGUCCUUGCUUGUGUGGACAUGGCAGGAAAUUUGUUGAUUCAUAAGGUUUUGGAAGAAAAUCAACCAAUACCUUACCUAUCCUGUGAACUUAUCUUACACAUAGAACCCGAUGAAACAUACAUACCUCAGUUAGGAGACUUCUACAGAGUGAUUUGGUGCCCCUAUAUUCUAGAUCUGCCAGACUCAGAAGAAGAGGAACUGGAUCCUAUAGAGGAUGUUUGUUGGCUCUUGGCACUAUCUAGAGGCAAGAAGGUUGAGUUGUGGAAUGUAAAAAUGGUAACGGAUGGCAAUGAAAGUAAAAAAGUAAAACCUGGACAGGUAGAAUCAGGCUAUCUAGAAAUUACCGAACAUACUAAACCCAUUGUGGAUGCAGCUUUUUCCCCUGACGGUACUGCCAUAGCUACUGCUAGUUUGGAUGGUGAUGUUAAGUUUUUCCAAGUUUACAUGCAAAAUGGGAAAAAGCCUAGAUGUUUACACCAGUGGAAACCCCACAGAGGAGAGCCUGUGUCUUCAUUGUUCUUCCUAGACAAUCACAAAAAUUAUAACCCAGAAAUUCAGUUUUGGAAAUUUGCUAUUACUGGUGCUAACAACAAUUCAGAAUUGAAAGUAUGGAGUUGUGAAUCAUGGACUUGUCUGCAGACAUUAGCAUUCCAGGUUAGUCCUGACACUCAACUCAAAUUGAAUGCUGGAUUAGAUUUGACAUCUGGAUUUUUAGUGUUAUCAGAUUUUCAUCACAAAAUCCUGUAUGUGCUACAGUUGUACACUAAUAGCGAAACAUCUGCAGCAAUAAUAUCAAUUUCAGAGUUCCUCUUACCUUAUACUAUACUGAGCUUUGGAAUUGUAGAUGCUGGACUACAACGUUUCAAAUCUGACAGAUUAGAAGAAUUGUGUGAAGAUAAAAAUGACGAAGAAGGUACACCAGGCAUUUUGGUGAAAAUGUAUUUGGUACAACCUAAAUCACUGCAAGACUGUCAAAUAGCUUAUCUACCUCCCAAACCUGGCUCUGUUAAUAGAACAGAAUUACUGCGUCAGGAGAAACACACAUACCAUGAUAAUUUGACUGAUUUGAAUGUAAAUAUUACUAAUGGGGAUUUGAAUUCACCCAAUCAGAAUUUGAAAGAGUUACCAGCAAAUCACUGUUCCUUACAACUGAACCUGAUGACGCCAGAUGCCUUUAAUUCUCCUGUAAAACACGACUCUUCUGGUUCUUCACUAAUUAACAAAUCUGUUAAUGAGGAAGCUAGCUAUUCUACUUCAACAACUCUAGUAGCAAGCCCGCAUUCACUAGAUGAAACUGACAACAACCUACUAACUGGCGGAGCAGAAGGAGCAAUAGCAAUGGGUUUUGCGAGUGGUGGAAGUAGCCCUAGUAGAGAAGUUCAAGAGAUUUUAGGAGAGGGUAAAUGUUUCUAUCAAGAAACUGACGAUAUUCAGCCAGAACAAGAGCAAGUCACGCCACCCGAACAAAAAACAGAUUCAGCUGUCUGGCCUGAAAUUCCUAUGCUUAGAGCUACUGAAGUUAGAAAGAAUGAGGAACAAGCCCGUAGAAGUGUAAUUCAAGGCGACUGUAGUGGUGGAGGAGGUGAUAAUGAAUUGUGGAAAGUGAAUCAAAGGCUUGAGAACUCAGUAAGUACCAUGAUCCAUGCAAUGAAUUCUGUGCUGGAAGCUUUUGAAGAACAAGCGGCUGAAGUAAAGCUUUUAAGGAAAGAAAUACACCAGUUAAAUUUGUUGCGAGAAAUAGAAAAAAUUAUGACUCGCAACUCCCAAACACAGACUCUACAUUUAGAAAAUGUUCUUGCAUCAAAAGAUAACACACAACAACAUGAAGCUUUGGCGGCAAACAUUUCCCAAUCGGUUAUUUCUUUCCUAUCUACCCAAUUUCUUGACUCUGUAAAUAAAGAAAUUACAAAGACCGUUGUGCCGACAGUGAUGAACCAGAUGGAGGCGCUAAAACACCAAGUUCAUAUUGAACUUACUCAAAAGUUAAGUACAACCGACCAUUUACUAAAAGAAAAUAUUUCAAAACUCGUUCAUAGUAAGUCGGUGAUGGAUGUUUUGAGUACAGCUAUAGUUUCCUCCAUUACUCCUGUUAUAACUCAAUGCUACAAGGAGUAUUUCAGCUCUGUCGCCUUGCCUGGCUUUGAAAAGUCGUGCAAUACAAUGUUCAGCCAAAUAAACGAUAUUUUUGCCAAAGGCUCAAAAGAAUUUGUGGUGAAUCUCGAUGCUCAAACCAGACGGGUUUUGGAGAAGAACAACGAUCAAAGCGCUCAGUUGCAAGCAGUAGCGGAGAUGUUGAAGACUAGUACCAACCAGAUGGGGAUGGAUUUGAAGAAAAAUGUAGCAAGCAUCGAGAAGAAUAUAUUAGAGGCUGUGACUCGAGCACUGACUCUCCAGCAAGCAACUCUAGAAGGCAGUGUGAUAGCUGCUGUUAGGUCUCGAGCAGUCACUCCAGCUCCACAUGUGAUAGACACUCAACUACAGCAGACCCAACUGUUACAACUCAUCAGCCAGGGACAAGUCAACACAGCCUUCCAACAGGCACUGUCAGCCUCAGACUUGGGCCUGGUUGUGUUUAUUUGUGAGAAUGUCAACCCACAACAGCUGUUCAGUCAAGUCCCCUGUCCUCUGCAGCAACACGUUCUGUUGUCUCUGGUACAACAACUGUCGGCCGACAUGAACAAUAAUACGGAGAUCAAGCACAAGUAUCUGGAAGAAGCUUUAAUGAACCUAGACAUCAACAACAGUGUGACUCGGGAGCAUCUGCCGGCCGUGUUGAGCAAUCUACAGCGGCAACUGCAGCUGUACAUCUCCAGCAACCCCAACAAUAGAAUCACUAGGAGCCUCAAACUGCUCAUGAUGGCCUCCCAGUCCCUACUGUCAUCCACCAAACCUCAUUAACUGGCAGAUUUUACAAGAAUCGACUUAUUACUAACAUUCCGAAUGUUCUCUUCUGACAAUCAUGGGAAAGAUAUGGAUUUCACACUGUUUCAAUCCAGCUUUGUAAAUAGAAAAUAUCCUUUGUAUCUUGACUUGCCAGAUCAAAAUAUGCAUAAACAAAAAUUUUGAAAAAGAUCUUUAAUUUUGACCAGAC